Messenger RNA from Bipolaris maydis ATCC 48331, 339 nucleotides. Lineage: Eukaryota; Fungi; Ascomycota; Dothideomycetes; Pleosporales; Pleosporaceae. The record is from RefSeq and is a predicted model, not a curated record.
AUGUGUAUCAUGAGGACUUAUGAGACGCGUGGACGCACUGUCGUCGAGCCGCCUCCCCGGCGCGGAAACUUCACCUCACACCCGCCAGCCGGUGUCAUGCGCUUGCCACGUGAAUGGCGCCGUACAGAGAGUAUCAGCGAUGACGGUCGCUACGUUGAGUACAGAUCACGAUCACGGCCUCGAGUCAUCGAGUACUAUGAGGAGCCGCGUCGCAGCACCACUCGCACAAGGAGCGUGUCGAGGCGUCGCGUGACGCCCAGAACAAGCUAUAUAGACCCACGUGACAGCUAUGUCGACGAACGCAUUACCAGGAGGAGUGUCAGCCGGGUCAGGCACUAG